Amphibalanus amphitrite is the source of this 711-nucleotide messenger RNA. RefSeq lists its product as uncharacterized. The record is from RefSeq and is a predicted model, not a curated record. The transcript has 2 exons. Bases 1 to 711 code for a protein of 236 amino acids. NCBI's taxonomy places the organism in Eukaryota, Metazoa, Arthropoda, Thecostraca, Balanomorpha, Balanidae.
AUGUUCGGCGAAGGUCGCAUCGUCAAGAUCAUCAACCCACUGAGUGGCAAAACACCUACAUAUGUCAAGAACUCAGCCCACUUCGUCUCACUGGUUCAGGCCAUGCGACCUUCGCCGAACAUGCAAAUGGUAAGCUUCGAUGUGGUGAGUCUGUUCACCAAUGUGCCCACUACCGAAGCUCUGAGCAUAGUGAGGACAAGACUGGAGAGCGACGAUACACUGCCCGAAAGAACGACAAUCCCGACUGAUGACAUCAUGGAACUCCUGACAUUCUGUGUCACCACCACCGCCUUCCAACUGGGCGAUGACUACUACCAACAAACUGAAGGAAUGGCCAUGGGUUCACCCCUGUCACCGGUGAUCGCCAACAUCUACAUGGAACACUUCGAGGAACUGGCCUUACAAACAGCACCACUGAAACCAUCCCUGUGGCUGCGAUAUGUCGUCCUGUGGGACCAUCGCGAGGACAUAACACCGUUCCUAGACCACCUCAACAGCCUCCGACCCUCCAUCCAAUUCACAAUGGAAACAGAAGUCGACAACAAACUACCAUUCCUUGACGUCCAAGUGGAGAAAUCUGAGGAAGCAUUCAGAACAUCGGUCUACCGCAAACCAACAGCGACCGACCGCUACCUCAACUUCAAGUCACACCACCCAGACACAGUCAAGAAAGGCAGAGAGUGUGAUAGCAGACCAGUUGAUCAGCCCUAA